CCUAGUCAAUGCGAAGCCAUAUUGGGAAAGUCUGGUCCAAUAACGGGAACGGACGUUUUUUAACGUUUUUAAGACUGUAUUAGGUGGCAUUGUCGCAUCUGAUAGAAAGCAUGGAUGGAGAUAGUGGUCCUAAUGAGCCAGGACCAAGCAGGAACAUAGCAGGUGGACCUCACUUCAUAUCAGAACGCAUGGACCUUGUUCCUCCAUCCAGGCCAAGAGAUGAGGACGAUGAUUCUGAAUAUGGUGUACGUAGGAGCAUCAGUUGUGAACAGCUAGCAGAUUGGAAUGCACAGUUGUAUGAAAAAAGUUAUGUGAAAUGUCCACUGCCCAAUUGUGGUAUAAUGUUCCAUGGAGCUACACAGAUUCAGAAUCACUAUGUCAACUGCACAGGAAGAUGUGAAGAUGCCAUCAUUGAGUGCAACCACUGCCAAGCUAUUGUGACAACAGACCAAAUUCAACAGCACUUGAAGAUAAUGCACCGUUUAGACCAGUCACCACAGCCAAGCAGUGACUCUGGUAGCAGUGAGGUCGCCAGAGCAACAGGAAUCAUGGAGAGAGAGUGCAGACCUAGCCAAAAGAGUGGAGGAGUUGGAUCAUCUGUUGUAGGUGCUGAAGAAGAGGAAGGAAGAGACUUUCAAAUGUCUGAAACUUGUGUUGAAACCAAAGAUCAUCAUUCUUUUAAGUUUGUUAAUCAAGACCAGAUGGAAAGGCAGUGGGUUCAUGAGCUCAGUGUAUCAGGAUGUGCCACCUGCCCGAUGGAAGGAUGCCAUCUUACUUUCCCAUCCAUGUCUGGUAUAAUACAGCACUUUCAACAUUGCCUGGGAAAGUCACAAGAAGCUUUUAUUUGUGAGCUGUGUAGUAAAAGGUUUGCAACAGGCAGGAUGCUGAAUGACCACAUGAUGCACAUUCAUGGUGACGAUAGGGUGAAUAUUCGUGUUCGUAACCUAGAUGCAAGUGUACCUGAUUAUAACAUGAGGAGAAGGGUUGUGGAGGGAGAGGAUUCUGAGAGAAGAAGAUCUGGAAAUGGUCAUGUUUUCAAUCCAUUGUCUGUUGAGGAGGAAGUAGCUUUGAAAUCAACAAAUGAACGUCACUGGAAGCAGAGAGAUUACAUUUUGGUUUCUUCUGCACAUGAAUCAGAAUCGUCCUUAAAUGAUUGUUACUUACCUCAGCAUCAGACUUCCCAGUCUGUCUAUAAUGUGCCAAAGAAUCAUACUCACCAUAGAGAUAUAUCUGGAACGGGUCCAAGUACAUAUAAUAUAAGCUCAUCAAGAAAAACUCAUCAUUCAGUUCCUAAACCACAUAGAUUGAUUGAUUAUGAAAAAAAUAGAAUACCUGACACAGCACAUAGAUAUGAACCUCCUUCAGCAUUUCAUAGAGUAAAAGACAGAAAUCCAGGGGAACCAAGAAUACUUAAAGUGUAUGAUAUAGAUUCUCAAUCUUCGAUAAGGAUAUCUGGUUACCCAGAAACAGGAGUUUUAUAUGGUGAGAAAGAAGAUAUCAGAGAACCUAUACCUUCAGAGGACCCCUUCUUUAGACCAACACAUAAUCAGCCAAUGAGGUCAUAUGUAAGGAAAAUUGGUACUAGGUCACCUGUAUAUCCUAGUACAUCAGGAGUUAAAAGAAAAUAUUCUGAGGAACAUUGUGGGAAUGUUUAUGAAACGACAAAGAGUAGGAAAUACAUACCAACAGUUUCCUAUACUGCUGGUUACACGAGUGAUGAAAGUGAGGAAGAUGGCAGGCUUCAUCCAAAGUAUGAAAGAAGAGUCCGGCAUUCACCAGUUAUGUUUUCCUACCCAAGGCCUGUUGUGAAAACUGAAGUGUAUCCAUCUGGUGGCAGACCUGUUCGCAGGGACCAGUCUUAUAAUGCCAACUUUGUGCAUAAUAUGAAGACACCAUAUAUUAGUUUUUCAAAGAAAGAGAGUACUCCAACAUUUGAAAGACCAUUGCUUCCUGAUGAAUCCAGUUAUGGUAAUGCAAAGUGUUGUAUGUGGGAAGAUGAUGAAAAUGAAAUGUUUGCAGCUCCUGUUCACAUUAAAAAGCGAGAAUUAGCAGAGAGAGCUCAGCAACUCCGGCGGGCAGAAGAAGCUGUUAAGCAGCAAGAAGAGGAAGCACAGCAAAGAACAUGGCGUGCACUACGGGAACAAGAGUUGGCUUUGAAAGAGAAGGAAGAAGCCUUGAAACAAAGAGAAGUUGCAGCCCAGAAGAAAUUUGAAGAGGCCACAAGAAUGAUGGAAGAGACUCGUAAACUUGGCGACUCAAAGAAAUUUAAAGAGGACAAAAAUUUUGCCAGUGGACGUCCAAGUCUAUUGCUUUCUGUGAACAAAAGAAGCAAUUCUGCUAGUUCACAUCUUAGUAAUGAGGAAUCCGGAGGCAAAAUUUACCUAAAUACUGCUUCAGGACCUGCAGAUGUCACAAAACGUACAGAUAGUUCAUUGGAACUUCAAGAUGGACCCCAAGUUGAAUGUAGUGAUAGUGAGAGUGUGGGCAUACUCAGAGUAUAUCGCCCAGAAUCCUGUGAUCAUGAAGUAAGUAAUUCUUCUUUAAGUGAUAAUACUUUUCCAAGGGUAGGUGAAAGCUCAGCUGAUAAAUCUGUUCUGCAUAUUAAAACUUUGUCUGUUGAAGAUGAAAAUGGAUUAUCAAAGUCUCACAAAAUGAGAUCAUUAUCCCCUCCUUGCACAAAAUCAUCUUCAACUUUAUUAGUGAGUGGUAAUAAGAAACAUGCAUAUCCAUGGCAAACAAGUGAGGUUAUACCUAGUAUUGAACCAUCAAAAGUAUUGAGAACUUACUCACGUAUACAGAGACGCCGCACUCUGACAGAUUCUUUUCCUCAGACUAGUGCUAACACUCCUCUGCGUGCACAAAGUUUGACCCCAAACAGUAAGGUUUUUUUGUGUGGUGCAUCAUUUAAAAGCCAGAAGGAGGAUAAUGGUGAAACAGUCGUUAAUGGUGGGGCCACAGUAACAAUUACUCCUUUGAUGCCAUCAGAAAGGCCAAGAAGACCUUACAGUGCCAUGCCAAAUAUGCAACCAUCCGGACAUACAGAUUGUUCAGAGUCACCUACUCUUCUAAGGUCUCGUCCUACAUCUGCCCUUGAAAAUAGAAUUGAUAUCCCAGUAUCCAUUACGGUUACCAAGGAUGAUAAGGAAAUGUCAGUAGAUUCACCAGUCAAUCUUCACUUAGACAAUGUAAAAAUACCCUUUCGUGAUUUAAAAGUUGUGUCUACUGAUUCUAAUACAGUUGAAACUGAAAAAAUUCAAGUUAAAAACAUACUUGUUCAUGAAUCUGACAAAGCAAGAGAGACAGUUGCAAGAAAGGGAAGCAAUGAAACCUGUAUCACACUUGAAAAGGGAGAACCAUAUUCCCGAGGGAGAAAAGGAAGAAAGUUGUCGAUGAUAUCACUCGCUGGUGUGUCAAUUCCAGGUCAGAUACCCACAGAAAGGACAUGGAAAACAGGAAUUAAAUGUCAUGGAAAUUGGACUUCCACUCCCUCUUUACAGAUAUUCAAAGCUAAACCAUUAAAUUUUGAAUGUUCAAAUGAAAGUUCAAGAAUCUCCAAGUCCAGUGGAGAGUUUGAUGGUAAUACAAAGAUUUCUGGACAAUAUUCAAACACAUGUUUGGAUCUAUCUAUUGCAAAAAGCAACACUCAUACAAAAAUUCAAGAUGCAAUACCAGUAUUGGCAACACAAAAUGUCUCAUUUGUUAAAGACCAAAAUUCUCCUCACUCAACAAAGCAGCAACUUGUACCAUAUGAAAAGGAGGAUUUAACUUCAAAACAAGAUAAGCUUGAUAUACAACCAGUAGUUUCUUCCUCACAUUCACUAAUGGAUUUAUCUUUGGUUAAUAAUCCAGCUUCGCAAACUCCUCCUUUUACAGUGGAAUCCCACAAUGCAAUGCCAGGGGCAGAAUUACCUAACUCAAAUACCCAAGAACCUAUGCAGUGUGCCCAGCCACUUAAUACAGCAAAUGAAGAAUCCUGUAACUCUAAUAGGGAAUCAGUAGUUUCUCCUUGCACUCACUCAUCUAUGUCUUUGGAAGGUUCUUAUUCACCCCAUGGGACACCUGCAAAAGAGGAUGUGGUAUUGUAUUCACAAGAAAAGUUUUGUGAAGAACAAACUAGACCAGCCUUUAUUGACCAUAUUGCAGAUGAACAAUCUGGCCCAAUUCACAGUGCUAUACCAGUUCAAGAAGAGCCAUCAUCAAAUGAAAUAGAAGUGUCUGUGCAAGAAGAGCCCUCAUCAAUACAGAAUUCCAACCUAGACACAGCUAUAAAUGACUCCUUGCAUUCUCAGAAUGAUACUCCAAGUUCAGAAAAUGUUGAUCAGAGAAUUAAUGAAAGCUCAUUGGCUACUUGUUCACCAUGCCAAAAUCAGAAUGGAGAUCAAAUGUCUCAUAUUUCAAAACAAGAGCCAUAUGUUGCAGAUGAAACACAGCCAACAUCACAUAUAACAGUUGAUAAUGAUGCAGAAGGGCAAGGUGUAGUAGAAAUAGACACUGACCAACAGAUGCAUGAGAAAGAUGCAGGUAAUGAACAAUAUAUCCAUGAUGAAGAUGAGCAAGAACCAGAAGUUCAGACACCACCAGAAAUUAGCCAGGAGUCACAGAACAUAGGCCAGGAAGUGGAACAAACUUGUCAGGAACAGGAAAUGUCAGACAAAGAGUGGCUCAUCCAGGAUCAGAAAUGGAAUUUACAAAACAGAGAUCACUCCAGAAGUGAUGAAAAACUAGGAGUUGACCAUUCUGUACAAGAAAUGCAAAAUUUUGCUCAGUUACAAGAAUUAUGCUCAAGUUUGCCACCUGCAGCAAACACAGGUAUAGAAGGUGAAGAGACCUCUCAAAUCACUAGUAAGGAAGUAACAAAUACCUAUGUAACAGAAGAACAAGGGCAUCAGGAACAAGAACAGGAAAUAAAUGAAUCACAUAUUAAAAGAGAAGGCACAAAUGUUAAUUUUAACGUCACUGUAACUGAAGGUACCUCACACAUUAUAGGUGAGUUUGACCCUUCUACAGGGACUUUCAUUAGCAGUAAUCCUGUCCUGCUAAAAUCCAUAUUGGGCAACACUGUGACUUACCCCUUAACAUCGGUACCUGAGGGAACUUUUCCUCAUGAAUUUACCAGCCAAAUUACUCAACAGUUACCUGUGAUUAACCAGGUCAAGCAAGUGAGUGUACAGAGUCAGACAGAAGAAGUGCAGGAGCAAGGGAAGUAUACUAAUGAUCAGUGUUAUGAUAUGGAAGGACAGACACAUUCAAAUUUUGAAACAAAUAUUGAAUCCUCAAACCUUGAGGAAAAGCAGUCCUACAUCAGUCAGGCCUUAUGUAGACAAUAAUGAGAAUCAAGAUGUAUGUCAAGGUGAUAUGGUCAUAAACCAAAGUGCAGAACAACUGAACACUAGUUUUCAUUAUAAAAUGGAAGAUAGCCUUGCUGACGCCAAUAAUGGAUCUUUAGGUGAAAAACAUGGAAAUGUGGAUAUGGGCAUUGCUGAAGCUGAAGAUGAGGAUGUUGGUAACGAUGCAGAUAAUGUUGUAGAAGAUAUGGAGGUUGCAGAUUGUGAUGAAAGUACUGAUGUGGGCAUAAACUUUGAUCCAAAUAAUUGCAUUACCUCUGAAAUGAAAGAUAGUCACUGUACAACCAGUGCAGAUAACCAAAAUGAUUAUAUAGAGAUGCCUGAUAACAUUUCAGAUGCAGAAGGGAGAAAUCCUGAUAGUACCAUUCUAUAUCCUCCUAUUUAUGUGAGUCUUGGUAUAUCAGAAGAUAAUGCUGGAAAUGUGUGUGAUAAAAUCAAAGGAGAAAUCCUUGGUGAAGUAAGAGAUGAACAGGCUGAAAUAGGAGGAACUGAAGUCAAUUGUGCUACCAGUUUAUCUCCUCCAGAUAAAAGUGAUAGUAACUGCAGAGCAAAAGGGUAUGAAAUGGUUAAUUGCAAAAUUCAAAAGCCUUGCACCACAGAAGCAGAGAAUAAUUUAUACACCAGUGAAAGACAAGAGAUGUGUACUGAAAUGCAUGAAGAUUGUGACAUUAGUUUUAAUGUUCAAGAUGAGUCUAAUGAGGAAGGUCAGACUAGGAAUCAAGAGUUAGAUAUAUCUCAAAAAAAUGUUUUAGAAAGACAAAGCAGAGGGAAGGGAAGGGGGAGGAGUCGUCGCAGAGGAUACAGAAGAGGAUAUGCAAGAUCAAGAUCAAAAGGAAGAAGUAGGGGAAGGAUAAAGCAGAGUAGAUCUAGAGUAUCAAUAUGUGCCUUUGAGGAAUACAGUAACACUGUAGGGGAAUUAGACCAACAGACAACAUACACAAAUUAUUCCAAAAUAGAUGGUUUGGAGACUAUGUUUGAUAAACAAAGUAAUAAUGAUGAAAUGGCUUUUAUAGAUAUAGGAAGUACAGCAAGUAUAGAAAUAAAUGAUAAAACACAUGAAAUGCCAAAAAAUGGAGCAGAACAUUCAUCUACUAUGUCUUUAAAACAUAGCAGAGAAAUUAAUUCAUGUAACAUGAAGUCCCCUGACUGUGUAGAGAACAGCAUAUGCAAUACAUCUAUAGGGAGUGAAGGUUUUGAAAGUUGAAGAGGAGAGGAUUGAACAUGUAUCUCGAGGAGGGCGAAAACUAAAACUGAAAGACUGGUGGACAGGUGUUGUAACAGACUCGUUGUCACCAAGAAACAGAACAAGCAGUAUGUCAAAAUCACCAAGAAGUUCCUCAGGGAAGUCACCAAUACGAUCACCGCCUCACAGUUCAGCUCCAAGACCACUUUUGUUUGUGAAGGAGGAGAGAAGGACGAGCACUUGUCAAGAAGAGUGCCAGGAGAAUGAUAAUUCAGACAUUAAUGUCAGUCAGAUAGGUAGUAUCUUAACAUCAGAUACAGAGUCACAGGAUAUAACAGCCUCAUCUAUGUCUGUGGUAAGCAAAAGAGAAACAACUCUGAAUUAUGAGGUGAAUAUAAACACAAAGAAAAAGGGCCGAUCAAGUAAAACUGAAAGUCGGUCAUCACCAGUUGAAGAAAUUGAAAUUAAAUGUGGGAAGUGUGAUGUCAUUUGCAACUCCAAGGCCCAUUUCAACCUUCACAUUCAGCUUGAGCAUAAUGGCCUUGCAAGACCUGAUGGGGAGGAUCAGACUUUCACUGAAAUUGAAGUAAAGG
Molecule: messenger RNA, 7121 nt
Organism: Penaeus monodon (black tiger shrimp)
Lineage: Eukaryota; Metazoa; Arthropoda; Malacostraca; Decapoda; Penaeidae
Exons: 6
Coding region: 111-5327 (1738 amino acids)
Source: RefSeq, a predicted model, not a curated record